AUGAACAAGACCAAUAAAAAAGCUCAGGACUUAAAGUGCCUAUAUCGAGAUUUUCCUCAGUAUUUUGUCUGGGCGCCAGCAAAGAGAGCAUGGUCCGAGAGGAGCAGAAGAAAAGUUAUUGGCAGAUUGGUUACCGUUAGCCCGAGUGAAGGUGAUAGAUAUUAUCUAGGAUUGCUAUUAUCGCAUGUUUGUUGUCCUACGUCUUUUGAUGAUUUAUUAGCUGUUGAUGGCCAAAAGAUGAGCUCAUUUAGAGAGGCAGCGUUAAAGUUUGGCUUGUUAAAUUCUGAUUCGUACAUAGAGGAUACACUUGAAGAAGCGGCUGGCUUUCAAAUGCCUUCGUCCCUCAGGUUUCUCUUUGCCACUCUUUUGUUGUGUUGUUCUCCAGCCAAUCCACGCUUUCAUUGGGAAAAAUUUGAAGCUGAGAUGUCUAGAGAUUUUCAGCGAUCUCAUCCCUCUCAUGAGUAUUGUUCUGAUGAAAUCAGAAGAAAAGUAUUGCUGGAUAUUAAUAAGACGCUUGAGCAGAUGGGCCGACACAUUACUGAUUAUCAUUUACAUUCAAAUUGUUUUAGCCUUAACUGCCAAGACCGCCUAACAAAAAAGUCAGUUUUCUCUUCAGAGGGGAGGGCAUACUUUGUCGAUGGCCCCGGAGAGACCGGUAAAACAUUCUUGUAUCGUUCUCUCCUCGCUACCUUGAGAUCACAGGGAUAUAUUGCGAUUGCUGUUGCGACUUCCGGCGUUGCAGCUUCCAUUCUACCUAGUGGAAGAACGGCACAUUCCAGGUUCAAAAUUCCAUUGGAUUGUUCAAGAAAUAGGAUUUGCCAACUAAGUAAGCAGUCUAGCACUGGCAAGUUAAUUGCUGAAUAUAAACUGGUUCUUUGGGACGAAGCUUCAAUGGCAAGAAAAGAGACCAUUGAAGCUUUUGAUGAAUUGCUUAGAGAUAUAAUGGAAUCCGAUGAGCCUUUCGGAGGUAAAGUCGUUGUAUUUGGUGGUGAUUAUCGACAGACUUUGCCUGUUAUUCAAGGAGCCACCAGGGACCAGUUAGUUGGCUCCAGUCUUGUUAGUUUGGCACUAUGGUCUAAAAUGCUAUGGUUGAGAUUGACGGAAAACAUGCGAGCUUUCUCAGACCCUUCUUUCUCUCAAUUCUUACUGAGAGUUGGUGAAGGAUUGGAUCCUAUGGAUAAGGACAACCAGAUAUGUCUUCCAAGCAAUAUCGUGGUUCCAUUUGUUAACGUAGAAACGUCUCUGAAUAGGUUGCUACUCUGUGUUUUUCCAGAUUUGAACGCCUGCUGGAAUGAUCCUUACAAAUUGAUCAAUAGAUGCAUUUUGACCCCUAAAAAUGCUUCUGUUGACGAUCUCAAUGGGGUGCUGAUCAACAGAUUCCCUGGACAGCUUCAUAUUUACACUAGCUCAGAUAGAACUUUGGAUCAGCGACAUCAGAGUGAUUACAAAGAUUUUUUAAAUUCUCAGAAUCCAAAGGGCUUGCCUCCACAUAAGCUUCUGCUAAAGGAGAACUGUCCGCUGAUUCUACUUAGAAAUUUAAAUCCGCUUGAAGGCCUGUGUAAUGGUACGAGACUUAUUUGUCGACAGCUGCUGCAACACACUAUUUGCGCCGAAAUUGCCUUUGGUCAGCACAGAGGGAAAACAAUUUUCAUACCAAAGAUCCCAUUGCAGACAUCAGAUACUGAAAAAAAUGGUAUCCCUUUCAUAAGAACACAGUUUCCAGUUCGUCUGUGUUUUGCAAUGACAAUCAACAAAGCUCAGGGUCAAACCUUGGACUAUGUCGGUAUCUACUUACGAGAACCAGUCUUUUUGCAUGGCCAGUUAUACGUUGCCCUGUCAAGAGCCAAGUCUGCUGCUGCAGUGAAAGUUCUAAUACUACCUGGAACUUUUGAUGACGUGAAACUGGAUUGCAAGACAAGAAAUGUUGUCUUUACUGAAAUUUUAGAAUUGUCUGGCUGA
Coffea arabica (coffee) is the source of this 1959-nucleotide messenger RNA. RefSeq lists its product as uncharacterized. Gene Ontology annotation, molecular function: DNA helicase activity. The record is from RefSeq and is a predicted model, not a curated record. NCBI's taxonomy places the organism in Eukaryota, Viridiplantae, Streptophyta, Magnoliopsida, Gentianales, Rubiaceae. Gene Ontology annotation, biological process: DNA repair; telomere maintenance.